GAUUUCCGAGUUGUCGUCGGCCGAGAAAAGUUACGGCUCCUGCUGACUUGGCCAUUUGCCUCUUGCCGGAGAACGUAAGGCACCAAGGCCACCACCGACACCGACUCAAACAGCCGAGGUUUCUGCCCCAUUGGGCAAGCGCCGCGUUCACCCUCGGUCUCUGUCUGGGGGGCAUUUUCCCCGUGGAGUGUUCUUAUAAGUCAUGCACUUCGCCUCCCCCUCUCUUUCUGUCCAAAUCUGUCUCUUUUUCCCACGAACCUCUUUUCACUUUCACCAAUUGGACGUAAUCCCAUUCUUUACACAACGUCCACGAAAUGCCUUCUCCUCCUCCCGCCUGGGUCCAGGCUUUGAAGCCGGCCGAGCCGCAAGGCUCGAGCCUGCUGGCGCAAGAACGUGCCCAAUCCAACGUCGACGUUGACAAGUUGGCCGAAUUAUUACACACCAAGAACGCGCUAGAUAGACAACAGCAAAUUCUCUCCAUCUUACAGUCGGAAAAAGUGUUCGACAAGUCAGAGAACUACACUCUGGGCCGGACGGAAAAGAUUCAGAGAGCAUUGGCCAAGGCGAAGCGCCUCCAACAACUGGCAGUGCAACAUAAAUGGUCGCAGGAUGACUACUAUAUGGCCAAUGAUCUCCUGAGUGAGCCAACUCCUUACGGUCUUCAUGCCAGUAUGUUCUUGGUCACUCUACGGGAACAGACUACCCCAGAACAAAAGAAGCUCUUCCUCGAACCCGCAUCAAAGUACGAAAUUAUUGGAUGUUACGCACAGACGGAAUUGGGCCACGGCUCAAACGUUCGCGGCUUGGAAACAACGGCCACAUGGAACCCUGACGACAAGACUUUCACCAUCCACUCUCCUACCCUCACUGCGUCGAAGUGGUGGAUUGGCUCCCUGGGUCGCACCGCCAACCAUGCUGUGGUGAUGGCUCAGCUGUUUAUCGGGGGCAAGAACUAUGGCCCCCACCCGUUUGUUGUCCAGAUUCGUGAUAUGCAAACCCAUCAGCCGUUAGAGAACGUCUAUGUUGGAGACAUUGGUCCUAAAUACGGUUACAACACGAUGGACAAUGGUUUCCUGCUGUUCAACAAAGUCAAGAUUCCCCACGUUAAUAUGCUGGCUCGUUUCUCGCGCGUCGAUAAGGAGACCAACAAGUAUAUGCGCCCAGCAUCGCACUCUCUCUUGUAUGGUACCAUGACCUGGGUCCGCUCCAAUAUUGUCCUGCAGGCCGGCACUGUGCUGGCUCGUGGGGUCACCAUCGCCACCCGCUACUGUGCUGUUCGGCGGCAGUUCCAGGACCGCGAUGCGGGUAACGAGGCUGGAGAAAACCAGGUCUUGAACUACAAGAUGGUCCAGAUCCGUCUCCUUCCAUUGCUGGCUUCCAUGUAUGCUCUGCACUUUACCGGCCGGGGUAUGAUGCGGCUUUAUGACGAGAACCAGAAGCGGAUGAAGGGCGCCGUUGAGGCCAGUCAGGACAAGAGAGGCGCAGGCCCUGAGCAACUGAGGGCGGGUGCAGACCUGCUGGCGGAUCUUCAUGCUACCUCUUGCGGUCUGAAGGCGCUGGCUAGUACCACCGCCGGAGAGGGCCUCGAGGUGUGCCGUCGGGCCUGUGGUGGUCACGGAUACAGCAACUACAGCGGUAUUGGGCCGUGGUAUGCUGACUAUCUCCCCACAUUGACCUGGGAGGGUGAUAACUACAUGUUGACCCAACAAGUUGCUAGAUAUCUUUUGAAAUCUGCACGUGCUGUUCUUGCUGGAAAGGGAAGCAACAACGACACAUCCCAGAUUCUGCAGUCAUAUCUCGCUCGCCGGGAGAAGGGCGCUUCGUUCGACAUCCUGGAAGAGGACCGCGACAUUGUUGCCGCCUUUGCCUGGCGUACCGCACACCUCACUUUUGAGGCAUUGAAGCGCAGAGACGUUGAAAAGCGGUCAUGGAACAGCCUGCUUGUCGACUUCUGGCGCCUGUCCACCGCUCACUCACAGUAUCUGGUCGUUAAGAACUUCCACGAGGCGGUCAACUCUCCCGAGCUGACAUCGGAGUUGGACCCCGAAACCACAACAUUGAUGCACAAGCUCUUCCGACUGUAUGCCUUGCACACUCUGGAACGCGAGGCCGGCGAGUUCUUCUCAUCCAGUGCCGUCACGACCCGCCAGAUCUCGCUGGCUCAGUCGAAUGCUGUGAUGAAGCUUCUAGACGAGAUCCGGCCCCACGCAGUCCGCCUCGUGGAUGCCUGGAAGUUCCCUGAUUGGCAGCUUGACAGCAGUCUAGGCCGCUACGAUGGUGAAGUCUAUCCGGACCUGUUCCGUCGUGCCUGCCAGAACCCGGUCAACGACCUGGUCUUCGAUCCAUACCCAUGGAACGCCAAUGUGCUGAAGGAGAGCACGCCCAAGAGUAAGCUAUAAUUGAUAUGUGAUUUGUAAUUUUUCGGCGAUAUAUCUUGUGGUUACGUUUGCAUUCAUGUACAGUUUUGGGUUUUUGGGAAUGAUUUUGCUAUGACGGGGUAACAUAGAUAUAGACUAUCUAUAGAUUAGAACAAUAGACCCUAGAUGAACUUCACAGCUUAGCAUUUGGCAGUUGCAAACGUGCAGAAUACGGAAUAACACACGGAAAUAGCCGACGUAUACUAGGGCAAAGGGGAAAACACCUCGGUUCUCCGCGAGAGUCAAUAAUAGGUUUGACUCUCCCCAGAGCUACAUGCCUUGCUGUGUGGAUUUGUCACUUUUUAGAGGUGAAUAGGGGAUUCUGUAUAGAUUCCAUGCUUGCAUAAUUUAAAUAGAACUGCUGGGAAGACACAAACACAGCAUUUUCACGUCUGCCAAUUCAUAUCGAAGGCGAUGCACACCAUCAAA
Messenger RNA from Aspergillus alliaceus, 2846 nucleotides. RefSeq lists its product as uncharacterized. Lineage: Eukaryota; Fungi; Ascomycota; Eurotiomycetes; Eurotiales; Aspergillaceae. Gene Ontology annotation, molecular function: acyl-CoA oxidase activity; FAD binding; fatty acid binding. Gene Ontology annotation, cellular component: peroxisome. The record is from RefSeq and is a predicted model, not a curated record. The transcript is spliced from 4 exons. Gene Ontology annotation, biological process: fatty acid beta-oxidation using acyl-CoA oxidase; lipid homeostasis. Bases 315 to 2399 code for a protein of 694 amino acids.